Molecule: messenger RNA, 761 nt
Organism: Eucalyptus grandis
Lineage: Eukaryota; Viridiplantae; Streptophyta; Magnoliopsida; Myrtales; Myrtaceae
Exons: 1
Coding region: 61-453 (130 amino acids)
Source: RefSeq, a predicted model, not a curated record
CCCCUCUUCCAGAAAACAUUAAAAAAGAAACAAAACAAAGGGAAAAAAAAUCCUCUCAUCAUGGCCUAUGGGAGAAGAAGCACAGCUUCUUCAAUCUCCGAUGUCUUCACUCUCAACCCCCUACCAGUUCCAGUCCUUGUGAUCCUGGCAGUGAUCUUUAUCUUUCUAGGCAUAUCUUGGUACUUCAGCUAUGAAUCGGCGGUCGAAACCGCCGGAGAGCAGAUGGGUUGGAUCCUUUUUGCGACGCCUAUCGCUCUGAUACUGCUUGUGAAGCUCCUAUCCUCUAUGGAUGAUCCAGAGAGCUUCCUCACCAGCUCGCCAUGGGGCCGGCGCAGGGCAACUUACAGGGGGCCAUCCGAGGGUAGCUCACCAUGGGGAGUGGCGGCUCUCAUCGUGCUCGUACUUAUUUUGCUCCAGUAUCAGUCUAGCUUUCUCGAGAGUUGGUUUUUUUGAAGCUUUUGAAGCUGAUGAUGAUCAUGUGAAAGUGAUAAACUUGAGGUGUUUAUUUUGUCUUUUCUUUGUUUUUUUUUUUCCUGGAUGGGCAAUCAAGAAGUGGGGUUUCUGUAAACUGGAUGAGACUGAGGUAUAGAGUGUUUUAUGAGGUAGUAAGGGUGAAAGAAAGUCUAUGUGUAGGAGUUGAUUAGUGGUUGAGAGGUUGAUGAGAUGAUCAAUUCUCUCUUCUUUUUUCCGUGUAUCUGCAAAAUAAAUAGCCUGUAAAUUUACCAAUACCAGAGUUACAUGAUGAAGUUGAGGUUGUUAUA